CACUCCCAACAGAAUAUUCCUAAACGCGUAACCGAACGUAGCUUCGUCCAUCUCUCCGUCUUUUCUUCGUCGCGAAGGCAAUCAGAUCAUCUAUCUUCCGAACUCGAUAUCCAUGGAGGAAUCAGAGUUCCAGGAUCUCUCCGACGACGCUGAUUACGCUGCAUCUCAGCAACAAGGUUCGGCGAGCAUGAUGCGGUGCGAUAGCGGGAAGAGAAGCUCACCGAGUGAACAAGAAGGUGGUGAAAUUGUGUAUUUAAAGGAUAAUGUUGCGAUUCAUCCGACCCAGUUCGCAUCCGAGAGGAUUAGUGGGAGAUUGAAGUUAACUAAGCACGAUUCUGUCCUUUUUCUGUCGUGGAUUCCGUACAAAGGGCAAAUCUCAAACGCAAAGGUCACGGAUAAAGACAGGAAUCUGUAUACCAUUAGAGCUGUGCCAUUCACGGAAGUGAGGUCCAUCAAGCGACACACUCCUGCUCUUGGAUGGCAGUACAUAAUCGUUGUGUUGUCAUCUGGGCUUGCAUUUGCACCUCUGUACUUCUACAGUGGAGGAGUGAGGGAGUUUCUUGCCGUUGUAAAGCAUCAUGUUUUUCUUGCAAGGUCAGCAGAAGAUGCAAAUGUGUUUCUUGUGAAUGAUUUUCGAAAUCCAUUGCAGAGAACUCUGUCUUCUUUAAAGCUGCCAAGAUCACUCCCUGUUGCAAGUGGACAAUCUUCAUUCCCAUCGGUUGGGGAGUCAUCUUCUAAUGAAAAUCUGGGGAGAACAAGUUCCGAUGUCAGUGACAAAAAUUCUGUUGCUUCCCAGUACGGUGUAAGGAAGCAAAAGAGUCAUGAUCUUUCUAUCCAGCUUCUCGAGAAAUUUUCCCUUGUGACUAAAUUUGCUAGAGAUACAACCACACAGUUAUUCUCUGAGAACAAUGGCUUCAGUUCCGCUGAUAAGAGAUGGAAUAACCAUUCCACCUAUAAUUAUCCCGAAAAGUUGUCCAGUGUUGGUUACCCUGAAGUUCCUGAAAGUCUUCAUAGUCACCCUGAAAAAGAGCCUGCUCAGGCUGAAGAAAUUCCAACUGAUGUUGAAGUUCCUGCAGAUCCUUUAGAGUUUAAUAAGAUGAGUUUGGUAUGGGGAAAACCAAGGCAGUCACCUUUGGGACGUAGAGAGUGGGCAGCUUUCUUGGAUUCUGAAGGACGGGUGAUGGAUUCGAAGGCUCUUCGAGAUAGAGUUUUCUAUGGAGGCAUUGAGGAUGCAUUGCGAAGAGAGGUCUGGCCCUUUCUCUUGGGAUAUUAUGCCUAUGACUCGACAUAUGCAGAGAGAGAAUAUCUUCGAUCUGUUAGACGGAUGGAGUAUGCAACAGUAAAACAACAGUGGCAGAGCAUCUCUCCUGAGCAAGCAAAAAGGUUUACAAAAUUCAGGGAGAGGAAGGGUCUUAUAGAUAAAGAUGUGGUAAGAACAGACAGGUCACUUGAAUUCUUUGAUGGGGAUGACAAUCCAAAUGUUAACCUCUUGCACGACAUUCUUUUGACCUACUCUUUCUACAAUUUUGAUCUGGGUUACUGUCAGGGAAUGAGUGAUUAUCUGUCUCCCAUCUUGUUUGUGAUGGAGGACGAAUCAGAAACCUUUUGGUGUUUCGUGGCUUUAAUGGAAAGGCUUGGGCCCAAUUUUAACCGUGAUCAGAACGGCAUGCACACUCAGCUAUUCGCACUCUCGAAGUUGGUGGAGUUGCUCGAUAGCCCGUUGCAUAAUUACUUCAGCCAGAACGACUGCUUGAAUUACUUCUUCUGUUUCCGCUGGAUCCUUAUUCAGUUUAAAAGGGAGUUUGAGUAUGGGAAAACGAUGCGGCUAUGGGAGGUAUUAUGGACUCACUACCUCUCCGAACACCUUCACCUAUACGUAUGUGUUGCAAUAUUGAAGCGUUACCGCCGCAAGAUAAUCGGGGAACAGAUGGACUUUGACACACUCCUUAAAUUCAUCAACGAGCUUUCUGGGCAUAUUGACCUCGAUUCUGUGCUCAGAGACGCGGAAGCUCUGUGCAUAUGUGCGGGCGAAAAUGGUGCUGCUAGCAUUCCUCCGGGAACCCCGCCUUCUUUACCCGUGGACGACGGUAUGUUAUAUCCUCAACAAGAUGAAGUAUUGUAGUUACACUUUCGUCUUCUUCUUCAUGGCAUAUUAUCAAAACUCAGAUUGCCAAUGAACAGAUCCUUUUGUUUUGGUCUCAUCAUCGGUUGUAGAUUGUUAAGAAUUCUAUGCUUUUGGUGCUUAUCGAUGGGGAUCAAUGCUUCGUU
This is a messenger RNA of Tarenaya hassleriana, 2268 nucleotides long. RefSeq names its product TBC1 domain family member 15. The transcript has 15 exons. The record is from RefSeq and is a predicted model, not a curated record. Gene Ontology annotation, biological process: activation of GTPase activity. Gene Ontology annotation, molecular function: GTPase activator activity. Bases 113 to 2122 code for a protein of 669 amino acids. Lineage: Eukaryota; Viridiplantae; Streptophyta; Magnoliopsida; Brassicales; Cleomaceae.